Carassius gibelio (silver crucian carp) is the source of this 7587-nucleotide messenger RNA. Its product is annotated as immunoglobulin superfamily member 2-like. The transcript is spliced from 8 exons. The record is from RefSeq and is a predicted model, not a curated record. The coding region runs from base 61 to 2892 and encodes 943 amino acids. Lineage: Eukaryota; Metazoa; Chordata; Actinopteri; Cypriniformes; Cyprinidae.
UGCGUCAAAGAGGAUCUAUCAGGUUUAGGCGCUCUUGUUGAAACCUGUAUAACUGCAGAGAUGAGGGAGAAAGCAGAAGGAUCGAUCAGUUUAAGGAUGAUGGACCUUUGGUGCCGGCUGUGGCACCUGCCACUAAUGAUGUAUAUCUCAGGACUCCUGCAGUUUGAUCUGUGCAGUGGUCAGAUUCAGGUCCAGAUCCAGGAAGGUCCUCUGUAUAGAGUGAAAGGAUACCCCAUCUCCAUAUCCUGUAACACAACAGGGUUUACAGGCCCAUCUGAGAGGGAUUUUGAUUUCAUUCUCAAGAAACAAAAUAUGGAGAUAAAUAUAAUCAGUACCAGUAAAGAAGACUUUUCCUACGGAAUGUUCUCCGGUAGAAUAAGAAAAAAAGAGAUUUAUAUUGAAAGGCUGUCAGGAUCUUCAGUUGUCUUGUGGAUCAAAGAUUUGCAGGAGAAUGAUGCAGGUGAUCUGCUCUGUGUGACCAAACACACAGGUGGUGCAUAUUACGGAGAUUAUGAUGAUGAAGCAAAGCUUAAUGUGAUAGCAGACACCCUGGAGGCAUCGUACUCGGGCUCUCCUUCUCAGAGCUUGUCUGAAGGGGAUCCUCUUCAGCUUGAGUGCCAGGUCUCCAGCCAGACUUUUCAACACACUCAUCUGUCGGUCACCUGGUUUCUUCAUGGUGAAGAGGAUGAAAACCCCCGGCCAAUCAUUACUCUGGACAAAGAUCUGACUGUAAAGCCAGGAGCUGGAUUUGAGGAUCGCUAUCGUGCUGGUCUUAUCAGCAUGGAUAAGGUGGAGGACACAACCUACAGACUGAAGAUGCCUCAAGUGCAGCAGUCCGACCAGGGGAAGUUCUUCUGCAAAGCCAUUGAGUGGAUCCAAGACCCAGACCGUUCCUGGACACAGAUUGCCCACAAAACCACCACGGCAUGCGAUGUAGAGAUUAAACGAAUCGUGGUCCCUGAUGCUGACUCCUUCAGUGUUAAUCUGAAGGCUUCAAAGGGGCCACUACAGGAGGGAGACGCACUGGACAUCCGCUGCAGUGUGAAUGCACAGAACCUUCCUGGUCAUUUCUUCUCUGUGACUUGGCUGAAGGACCAGCAGAGAGUGGCCCAGAUCGGAUCCUCUGGGGUGCUCACCGUUUUCGACAGUUACAAAGACAGAGAGAAUGCAGCAGAGAUGAGAGCAGUGAAAACCAGUCACAUGGACUACCUGCUGACCGUCCGUUCGGCUCGGACGGAGGACCACGGCCAAUACCAGUGUGAAGUGUGGCAGGAAAACAUGAAUGAAGAUGGCACCUUCAAAAAAAUACAAAAACAAAUGUCCAGUCCAGAGACUGUGAGCAUCACGGCUAAAGAGAGUAAUCUGGCGGUGGUCAUGCUGAUGAAGGAUGCGGUCACUGAGGGAGAUGCACUACACCUCUCCUGCUCAGUGUCAGGAUUCAAGGGUCCUUUAUCAGUGUCAUGGCAACACAAGAAAGACCCGGGGGCUUCCUUCAGUGAUGUCGUUAGUCUGACCCAUGAGGGAGUGAUGAAAGAUGUUGGGGCAAGGUAUCAGAGCAGAAAUGUCCAAACAUUUCAUUCUCCAGCUGGAAACUUUACUCUACAGCUUGGUGCAUCUGCAGUAUCUGACAGCGGAGAAUAUAAGUGCAUUGUGUCUGAAUGGACAGUACAGAGCAAUGGAGAGAUGAAAGCCAUCACCCAAUCUCAGCAAAAAGCCAUUACAGUUAAAUCUGUUGAAUCUCUAAUGGUGGUGAGCUUGACAAGUCGUACAACAAAUGUACCUAUAGAUUCUCCAGUACAACUGCUAUGUCGAGUCAGAGGGCCUAAAGUGUCUUUGGCUCUACGCUGGAUGUUUCAGCCCCACAAUUCAACUGUUCAAACAAAUAUUUUAUCCAUAAGUCACACUGGAGAAAUGGAAUGGAGAGCAGAUCAGAGAAACUAUCAGCUGAACAUUCAAGUACAGCCGGGAGACACUCGUUUCACUCUCAUGGUGCCGAGAGCCAGCAAACAACAAAAAGGACAGUACCAGUGUCAAGUUGAUGCCUAUCAAAAGGAUGUACAGAAAGCCUUUAAGAACUCCAACCUGUUAGCUGUGAUUGUACACAAACCUGACAGCAAGAUGAGCCUGUUCUCACCCACUUCUCGUCUGGAAACCACUGUCGACACUGAUGCUAAGCUUGAAUGCUCAGUCAUGAAGACAACCACAAAUACGUCUCGUUUCACAGUAACAUGGAUGUUUGGGUCCCAGGUGCUCUUAACUAUGGACUUAGAUGCUGUAGUCAAGUUUGGCCCUGCAGCCGGCCUGGAGAUGGACCAGAGGAUCCGUUUGGAAAUAAGACAGAAACACAACUUCCAGAUGACUAUCCAGCAGGUCAGAACAUCUGACAGUGGACAAUAUCACUGUGAGGUGGAAGAGUGGCUCCAGGAUCCUCUUGGUGACUGGUAUUCCCUCAAGAAAAUGUCUGUUUCCACAGAGCUGGUUGUCAAAGAGAAAGAAAGUAAACUGCAUGUUCAGAAGGACAAUCAAACGCUCAACGUUACAAACCAUCAGGCUGGGUUCACCAUUGACUGUGUCAUUGACUCACAAUCCAGCGAUAAAUCCGUCUUUGAGGUCACCUGGUUCAAGGUUCAGAAAGAAGGACAAGUCGCUAUAUUCACUGCCAGGCGUGAUGGUAUCUUACACGGUGCAAUUUCUGAUAGAAAUCUUCUGUUUGGACGACCACUUGCCACACACUAUAAACUGACUGUGCUACAGAUCAACCCCACUGAUAUUGGGCAAUACUACUGUCAGGUUGAGGGGUGGCUUCUAACUGCUAACACCUGGAAGAAAUUUGCUUCAGAUAAAUCUGGAGAGCUCUCCAUCUACGUUCACACUGAAGGUAAGAUGUUCUAAGCAUUUUUUUAUUUUAGACGGAAAUCAGAUGGAAUCAGACGAAAAUUUUCACAAAAUCAGAACCCCGAAGGCAUUUUGUGAUUAUUUAUAUAAUACAACAUUUCUAGGGGUAUUAAGGGGUGCUGAAUCCAAAUCUGCUGUAUAUGAAGCUCAAAAGUGUCCCAAAAUACCUAAAAAUUAAGAAAUUCAAAAUGGCCACCUACACCAGGCUGAAAUCUAUUUUUCUGUGUAUCUUUUUGACUAAACAAGGUACAAACAUGAAAUAAAUGUGCUUUUGUAAGUUUUCCUACAUGGGCAAUUCAAUGCCAUAUUCAGAUUUAAGAUAUCAUGUGAAGAAACUGCUUAGAUAUUGCAAAAAUUGUUGUUUUUAACUAUUAACUAUUAUUAACUAAUUCAUAAUUAAGUUGUUGUUAUUAUUAUUAUUAUUAUUAUUAUUAUUAUUAUUAUUAUUAUUAUUAUUACUAUUAUUACUAUUAUUGUUGAUAUUACCAGGCUACAUUUACUUAGUAUUUUGUUUUCAGGUCAAAAGUACAAACAAAUAAAGUUACAAAAAGUUUUCACACAUGGGGAAUUUAACAUGCUGUCCUGAUAAAGAUCAAGUAUCAAUAAUCAGCUUGAAAAUCACACAAGUAUAGAGAAAAAAGUGGUCAUUAGUGAUAAAGAAGUUGUCGACCAAAUAAGAUCGAAAAGCAAGAAGAUCCAUGGGUCAUGGUGAUAUUUAUUGAACUAUAUGCCAGUAGAAGUUACAGUGACAGCUUAUUCGCAGUCCUCUUCAAUGUUCUGGUAAGUAUUGUCAAGUUUUCUGCAGUUACAUGCGUCUAUACAUUCCAAGCGACUCUUUCUGAAUAACAGAAGAUUAGAAUAGAUAGAUUACAACCAGUACAAGUACAGGUAAAUUUGAAUACUCUACCAGUCUAUCAUAUUUGUACAUUCUUGUACACAAGUAUCAACAUUAGCCAAUUCCCUAUACACAUACCUGCAGUUGCAGCGUUGGCUGAGGCAUCUCUUGGUACACCCACAUGAAGUGAACUCCCUGCAGGCUUUAGGCAUAGGUGGCAGAGACAUUAGCUGUGGCACUAAUUGACCUUCCUUGUGCAUCCAUUCCAUUUCAUCCACUGGAGGAAGAUCAGGAUGUGGCAGAUGAGCUUGGUUCCAGAUUGUCGCUUGAUAGUGUGAACGCAUGAUAUGAAACUUUACUGCAUCUGAGGUUGGAGGCAGAGUCUUUUGUGGACGACCUUUGCAAAACAACUUCACUCUUGCUUUGUUGCAUGUAUCAACCUCGGGCACACCAUACAUCUUACAGAUUAAUUUCUCUGUUGAAUUCAGAAUAUCUUCUGUGAGAGGGCCCUUCCCAAGGCCAGUAAGAUCUGUGUGAUGUUGCUCAAACACCUGCCAGGCUGUUUUCUUUCCAUGACCGCUAAACUGAGACACACUAUCACAGCCAGUGAUGGCAUGUCCAAUUGAUCAUCAGAAAGUAACUUGCAAAUGUCAUGUACUGGAAUAUACUUUGGAUCAUUUGAUGUCCCAGCUUUCAUGUAGAGAUGGGUACAUCCAAUUCUGUUAUGAUGUGCUAGAAGUAGAAGAAGCACGUCUGUGUCACGCACUGACUCCACUAUUGUGUCCAUAGGAGCCUGAAUGCAGUGCAAAAUCAGUCGUGUAUCAGCAUCCUCAUGGUCAGCCCUCAGAGAGGAGAUUUCAAGUUCUGGAUCUGAUGACUUGACAGUGGUCGCUUCAGCAAACCCAUCUGAUACUACUACCACUGGCUCAUAUUCUGGGCUGUGUUCUAUCAGAUGGUUUGAGAGUAGUUGAGCAAGAUCUGCUUUGUUCUCUUCCAGUGCCAUGAAGCUCGACCAGUCUGCUGGAAGUGGAACAGAGUAAUUCACGAUCUCUCUGCAUACUGGUCGGUGGCGCUGUUUACGCUUCUUUCUUGUGUCUGUUUUGAUGGAUUCGUCUUGGUACCUGUCGAAGACUACAUCAACCCUAUGGUACUUCUCCACCAUCUUCAACACUGUGACAGCAAACUUGUUGGCAUAGUGGCCGAAUGUUGUGAUGUCAGGCAGCUUCCCAAGUCCCAUUACAAGUUCUUGGCCAUCAAUAAUAAAGCAGCAGGGUUCCUGAAGGGGCAAAUCUGCACGGGUUUGGAUAUGUUUUGUCAGUAUAUUUGCUAAAACAGAUUUGUUGGUGGAAUGUAGACUGCCGUUAGUUGCAGCCAGAGAUGGCGGGAUGGGCAUGAGUUCAUGCUGGAGAAUAUUUUCCAGGUCUACCUUGCGACCUGCUCUGUAAGCUGUGAUGAGCCUUUGUAGAAUCUGCCUGUCCACUUUGAUGAUGUUUUGCUUUUUCUUGGAAAGUUGCACGACUUCAUACAAAGAGGCAAACGUUUUGGCUUUGUUCUUUCGAAUGGGUGACUUCAGAUCCAAGUGCUGGUCACUAUCUGGAGGUUCACACAGACGUUUGUCCACAAACACUUUCAUUUGUGCCUGUCCAAGGUGUUCUGCACCAAACAGAGAUUGUUAAAUCUGGGUUGUGACCACGUCCUUGUUGAUUAUGUUCUUGAGUGUGUCCCCACCAUCUAGAAAUACACCGUGCUCUUUUAAUGAUUGACAUAUUCUGCUUUCAUCCAAAUCAUCUCUUUCCAUUCUACUCUUUGUGCACUCUGUGUGUGUGCACUCAUCGUCUUCAUCAUCUGUUGUCAGUCUCAGCAUCGCUGUUGUCUGAGAAGCUAUGACUGUUUUCAGAUUAUACGACAGCGUCCAUCUACUGAGGGAUGUUGGUAUCCUGGUGAUACCUACUAGGCCUCCACUCUUUUUUCCUGUAGCGUUUAGCCACUCUGUACUUUGAUCCGCUGAAACCUGAUUGAAGCGUCGAUCACUGCGUUUUACUACAAAGUUGCCUUUCUUAAACUCAAGGAGGAUUUUCUUUAGGAGAGCAGACAUCUCAGCCAGGUACACAGUACCCCAUCUGGCAUAGUUGAUAUGAUCGUACCUGAAGAAGAAGGGCAGCAUACGUUUGAAAGCAUACAGGUGGAGUUCCCACAAUCCAUCACGUUGCGCUCUUGUGAAACAGAGUAGAAUGCUGACCAUAGUCAUAUAGUCCCACCAGAAUGCAGCAUUCGGGUCAUCUACUGCAAGUGAUGCAGAAAACUCUUUCAUGGGCUGCUGGAAUCGGUCUUUGGUCAGUUUGUUGACCAUUUGUGCGAUGUGAUCAGCAUCUAUGGACUGGCAGAGAUCUGCGAGUUCAACUCUCAGUGUAACAUCAACAUCAUCCAGAUAUGUGUAAAGCUGUGGGAGUAGUAGUUGCCAAAGAGCCUGCAGGGUAAGCUUGUGGGUCCUCAUAGCACGUGCAUACCCCUUUCCUGCCAUGACAUGCUGAGCAGCAUUUGCUCCCAAAAGAUCACACUUGACCCAUAGCUCCCUCGGGCCAGAAUCAACCAUGUGUUGUCCUGUCACACCCAGGUAGUUCAUGGCAAUGUGAAGGCCUCCAAGGCAAGGUAUAAGUACGUCCUUGUAUUCUUCUACUGACCACUUCAGUUCUAGCAACUUCGGAUAAAGAGCCUCAUCUACUGUCAGAAUGACAUGCUGUUGUUCCAUUGAUUUGGAGACAUGGAGCACUCGCUUGACGACUGUGUUCAGUGUAUCAACAGUCGUUGUAGUUGUAAGAAGAAGAAGAAGAAAGACUGUCUGUGGGCUGAAACAAAUGCCCUUAAUGGGCCUUCUACCAAUUAGAUUGUUGUUUUAAAAUGUUUCUUUAUUAUCAGUUAUGAUUACAUACAUUCACACUGUAAUCAUUUCACUUCUAAGAAAGUUAAUAUUGCUGUACAGUAGGCCUAAACGUUUCCUAAUUUUCUGUUGACUGCAAAGUUACAAGAAAAAAAGAAGAAAAGAAAGUAUUUUGGUUGCUUGUUUUAUCAACAUUUCACAUCUAAUCAACUCCUGACAAACAUUUUAAUUAUUAUUUGACAUAACUCAGUGAGUUAUUUGAUGUUUUACCAUAGCGGAUGGCAACCAGUGCCAUGACUGCUAACAUUGGCACAGGAGGAAAUACACAUGUGAGCAAGACAUACACACAUGAGCAAGACAGAUGAAUGUAUAUCUUUUAAAGUUACUCACAGCUGCCUGACAAUCUAUACUUUCAGUUUAUCUUAUUUUCUUCUCCUUUUUUUAUAGCCUAACAGCCAGUUUUGGCAGAAAAAUCCACUGUAACUGCACUGCAGGUUAAAGUAGCAGCUAGCUCUGUGCCUUUUUUUUUCUUUAGUUGUGCUGCCAAACUUAGUGGAUGGCAGCUUACAGUUUUGUUGUAUUUGUUACUCUUAGCUUUGAGAAAUUAUGCUAUCAAUGUUGAUGUUUUUCAGCUCAGUUUCUUUAAAUUCCCACGGGAUGACAAUUACACUGAUGGGUGAACUACUGUUCAACAUCAAGAGAUACAAUUAGAAAUCGGUUAUUCAAAGUCUAGCUUAAGCCGGAAAAUAGACUACUUUCAGGAUUGAUUAAAUGUUUUGGUUGAAUGUUUAAAACACGUUUAAAUUGUCUGACAAUUGCUUCAGAAAUAUUUUAAAUUGUGCUUUAUUAAUAUGUCAGUGUGCAAAUCAGUUAAGCCAGUCUGUGACUGGUAAUGCUGAUAACUUGAAUGAUUACUUUUUAACAUUGACAAAAAUACAUAUAUAUAAAAAUAAAAAAAAAGUUUAGGUUUUGGUUUGUA